GAGAGAGAGAGACUGGGGCGUCUUGGGUGUCUUGGGUUUUGGUCCGUUGAAUCCAAUCAGUACCAAGUUUAACCAAGUUAAAAGUUCGGAACAAAGAUAGGCGAGGAGUAAAAGGUCCGGUGACCAGCUCGGGAUGGCACUAUGGCAUCGCGGCUGCUGUCUCGCUUGAAGCGCUCGAUCUUUAAAGAUGGCCAAGGAGCGGUGCCUGAGCAAACAGGGGAACGGGAGGAUGUUUGCGAGGCGGAACUGGAAGAGGAAGAUGAGUGUGUGACGGAGCAACUGGUUGGAACGCUGUCCUUCGACGACGGUGGAGCGGCUGAGGAUGGAGUGGAAGAGGAGGGGUCAGGCUUGGAUAGUGACUCUGAUUUCCUGGGCGAGUCACUUGAGGAGGAGGGGCUUUGCAACACAGGAAUUGGGGUUGGAGUUGGCCAGUCGGAGAGCUUGUCGUUUGAGGUGACGGAUGCCAGUGUGGUUCAGGACGUAUCCUCAAAAUAUGUGCUGUACACCAUUCACGUCGUCCAGGCGGGAAACAGUGACAAGACCCCAGCCGUCAUCACCCGCCGUUACUCCGACUUUCAGCGGCUGCACGCUACCCUGCGCCAUCACUAUCGAGACCAGAUGGAGCGUGUGUGUUUCCCGCGGAAGAAGCUGCGCAGGAAUUUUACAGCUGAGACCAUUGCCAAGCGGAGCCGUGCCUUCGAGCAGUACUUGACGCAUCUCUGCUCCAUACCAGACCUGUGGGGGGCGCCCUCUGUACGAUUCUUUUUUUACUUGCCAGAUCUCCAGACUGGACAGCUGCUCGUCAGUGUGGGCCGCUACCAGGAUGCUCUAGGACCACUGCUCAAUGCUAAGAGGCUGCAAGACAAACUGGGCAAGCCCCUGGAGCCCCUUCAUUGGCUCUUUACACUUGUGGCUCUGUGCUGUUGCUUUCAAGAAGUGGAGCAGCUAGAAGAAGCUAGGGAUCAAUGUGACCAAGCCCUCCACCUUCUAAUCCCAUCAGAGAGGACACACUUAGACAGGCCCCAUCCACUGCUUCCACCACUGUUACGGGCCGUGGUGCGCUUGUCGUGGCAGACAGGACAAGACAAGCGGCGAUGGGAGGAGCUUUUGCACACGCUGGAGGAGAAGGGGGUGGGGCAGGACAACCAGACAACCAUGAAGGAGUUUUUGGUCAAAUGUAACUUGCAAGACAACCAAAACGACACAAUAUAAGGGAAUCUUGAAAACUACAUUUUUUAAAUAGGGCAUUUAUGAUAUUAGUUAUUGUUUGAUUCACCAUUUACACCAUUGCAAUAGUUUGUAGUGUUCAUUGAUGCAAAUGUCACUAAUUCAAAGUCAGUUUUUGUAACUCGUAACUUUUUUAAUAUUUUAUAUUUCUAAAGAAAAUGAUUAAUGGGCACUCAAAGCGCUUUUUGACGUUGUCACCGUAUUCACCUACUGAUAACAUAGCAUCAGGAGCUUCGACAUGGUCAUCCAGGGUAGGGAAUUGGUAGACAACUACGUACUGUACCAUUGAGCCAUUGCACCCCUACAAUAAUAAUAAUUAUUUAAUAGUGAAGUAACAAGACUCAAAACAAUUUCUUCUUUCAGUACUUUAGAUGCUCACUGUGUUUGGGUUCUAUAUGAUGCAACACAAAAUGAUAAUGCUUUGACUUUUGAAGCAGAUUUUAUUGGAACAUUCUAUUUGAAUUGGGGCAUUCCAUUUACUGAAUUGAUGUGUGAAUUUCAAAUUUCAAUGGCAUGUACUUAGACGUGCUGCUUAUCUGGCUGCAGAGUUGCCGUGGAAAACAGUCUGAAUGCGGGAUAAAGACAGACUUUAAAUGAAAAUGAAUGUGCAAUGAAGUUUUAUAAUUUUCUUUUUCAUUCAUGUAACUUUUGUGUUUUUAAAUUGGGUGCCGUUGUGCCAUUAAUGAAGGCUAAACCUGAGCUGCUCUGUGGUUUUAUUUUUUGCAUGUAUACUAGAGUUUGCAUUUGAAAUAGAUUAUAAUUGUAGGUCCCAGUCCAUUUGGAAGGGAAAAAAUAUUUAAAUCAUUGUUUUCAUGCCAUCUCCCCACCGUCAAUGGGCCCUCGGUGGCAAAGUCCGCUUUUCUCACUACCAUGCCUAUGAAGGCCUACAUGUGUAAAAUCUUUAGUAGUGGUACUGGUACCCCACUGUGAAUAAAUCAUCAUAAAUCUAGGAUCUGACAUAAUUAACAAUAAAUAAUAAUGCAAUUACAAUUUUUGAACUUGCAAAUUAUUUUUAAACUAACUCAUAAAACAGGCCUGGAUGGAAAUUAUGGCAUUUCAUAGCGAAAUAAACUGCCCAGUAUCAGAAACCGUCAGUCGAACGCCAUUGAUCUUGCAUUAGGCUAAUGACACACAACAGUGAAAAACACCAAUAUCUGAGGAUGGAGUUACAAUGAUCCCUCGUUUUUCGCAGUUCAUGGGGACCAGAACCCGCCACGAUAAGUGAAAAACCGUGGAGUAGCGCCACCCCCCCAAAAUGUUUUUUUUUUUUUCGUGUGUUCAAUGUAUUUAUUCAGAUUUAGCAUAGGAAAGAGAUACAUAUAAGACAUGUUUUUUCACUGUUUUUUCCCUCAAAGUAUAAUUAUAAAAAACACUUAUGUAUAUGGCGGAAAACACUCAGGUGACUUGAAGUUACGCUGAGACCCCCAAUUUGGCUAAAUUUAAAAAUUGUCCUACAUGCGUGUGUGAUAUAUCAUUGGAAAGCUUAAAAUCUCAAUUUUCUGGUGGAAGAAAAAUUUUGAACAGGAGAGCAUUUAAAAAAAAUGCUAUGCAUGCUAGUCAGUUAGCAUGCUGUGUCCAUAAUUCCCACACUAGCAUUGACCUGCAGUGUAUGUUUUUAUGUAGCUUUCCGGUAACUUGAGAUGAGAGCAUGAGAGAGCAUAAUUAAAGACACCAUGAUUUUAAUGAGAUAUUAUUGUGUACUUACCUUGUUCUGAUCCAAAAAUUCAGUGUAGCAUGUCUCAUCGAGUGUCUGGACCAGGGGUCCCCAAACU
Messenger RNA from Corythoichthys intestinalis (scribbled pipefish), 2999 nucleotides. RefSeq names its product sorting nexin family member 21 (gene snx21). Gene Ontology annotation, cellular component: early endosome membrane. Gene Ontology annotation, biological process: protein transport. The record is from RefSeq and is a predicted model, not a curated record. Gene Ontology annotation, molecular function: protein binding; phosphatidylinositol phosphate binding. Bases 142 to 1212 code for a protein of 356 amino acids. The transcript is spliced from 6 exons. Lineage: Eukaryota; Metazoa; Chordata; Actinopteri; Syngnathiformes; Syngnathidae.